This is a messenger RNA of Oppiella nova, 483 nucleotides long. NCBI's taxonomy places the organism in Eukaryota, Metazoa, Arthropoda, Arachnida, Sarcoptiformes, Oppiidae. The record is from the annotation of a GenBank genome assembly.
CUGAAGCAAGUGGCCAUUGAUAAGGGCCUCUGGGAUGGGGUCGAAGAAUUCAAUUUUGCUAAAGUUUAUGGCACUGGAAGUGCUGAUAACCAAAGAUUUAUUGCCGGAAAAGAAUUACUUUUAAAUCUGACUAAAGAUAAUUGCUUUGAUAUAAACUCUAUGAUUGCGAUACUGAGGGACGAGUCGAGCGGUAUUUGCCGUUCAUGUGAUGAUGCUUUCCCCUCGACGUCCAGUCAAGUUUCCGUCUUAUCUAACACUGAAUCGCGUCCGUCCUGUCACUGGUUUACUGGAACUCCAGAUCCAAAGCAUUCGGUAUUCAAGCCGUUCGUAUUCUGCGAGAACUUCGAGAUCACUGCAAACAUAGUCUCCCCGACAAUACCUGACGAUCCCGUCAAGACUAUCCCUCGCUUUCAACGGCAAGUCGAUAGAAGGCAUACACUCUAUAAAAUGCAUCAAAACUUUUAUCCAAAACUCACUCAAACU